Molecule: messenger RNA, 2292 nt
Organism: Clonostachys solani
Lineage: Eukaryota; Fungi; Ascomycota; Sordariomycetes; Hypocreales; Bionectriaceae
Source: the annotation of a GenBank genome assembly
AUGUCGGAUAAUACCCUUGUCAUCUAUGUGGUGACCAUCACGACAUUCCUGCUGGCCACAAUCUUCAUUGUACUGAGACUGGUGGCUCGAUAUGUGACCAAGGUUGAAACCUGGUGGGACGACUGGUUCGCCCUCCUUGCAUAUCUGUGCGCAUUUGGAUUUUCAGGUGUUGUUAUCGAAUGGACUGCGGGUGCAGGCCUGGGCCGGCCCCUCGAGGCCAUCAACAGCAGCAGGGAGGACGUCUACUACCAGUCACGGAUGCUCCUCUGGAUCGGCGAGAUCAUCUACGCAUUCACACUGGCAUUUUCGAAGCUCUCCGUCCUCGGCUUCUACUGGCGGCUGUUCAGCACCUCAGGGAUCCGCAUCCCCAUCCAGAUCCUGACCGGAGCUUCGAUCGUCUGGCUCGUAAUCCGCACGCCCAUGGCCAUCUUUCAUUGCGUCCCGGUGCAGGCUUUCUGGGACCUGACGGUGGAUAACAAAGUGUGCAACAUCGACGACUCAAAGUUCUUCUUCGGCACGGUGCUGGUUCACCUGAUCAUCGAUGUCUUGAUCCUUGCGCUGCCUGUCGUUGAGGUGAAGAAUCUCCGUCUGCGGUUGGGACAGAAGAUUGCCGUGAUUGGUGUCUUCAUGUUCGGAAUUCUGGUCUGCGUCGCUUCAAUUGGCGUCUUGAUUGAGUCGUCCAAGUUUGACCCCAACUCCCCCGAGAUGCCUCUGGAAAUAUCCCCCAUUAUUAUAUGGGCUACAAUGGAGGUUAACCUUGCCAUCGUAUGCUCAUGCCUCCCUCUCAUGCGACCCAUCUUCCACCGAAUGCUCCCCGACUCGGUCCUGGGCUCUGACCCCCGAAGCAGCUCAAUUACCCGGUCCGACAUAGGCAGCAUUUCCGGCUUCAAGCUGCACAGGCUUAACAACAUGCACGAGAUGGACGACGGCUACUCAGUCAAGAACUUCCCUGACAUCGAGACUGGCUCAAUAAGCUCAGACGGGUUUGGCUGUCCGAGAGGGUAUACUGGUCCACAGACGUUCAGCUCCGUGAGCGCUGAGGAUGGACAGCGGUUGCAUCGUGACUUCAAAGGGAUUCAUGUUAAAAAUGAGACGAGGCAACUUUUGUUUGGGGCACGGCGUGUUAACUCGGCCGCUACCGGGCGUGCACAGUUGGCUGCUUCUCAGAACCUCCUCACCUGGUCACUUUCCUUGAACGAUCCGCGCCCAUCCACCUCCUGCUUCUCACUCUUCUACCUGCAACGCAAAAACACUUUCACUCAACUGAAAACCAACUUUUCCUCCCUCCACCAUUGGCCAUCGCCCACUCCCCCCAUUCAAACGAUGCCAGCCCCCCUUGCGUCCAAGGUGCUACGCCAGGCUCCCACACUCUGGAACUCGAAAGAGUAUGGAUGGAAUUGGAAAGACUGUCAGUUUUGGGACAGCGACAGAAAACAAGAGUCGACUCGAUGGGGCCAAGAUAUUGCAUGCCCAAAUAUCCAUGUUCGUCCAGACACAAACUUGUCAGUCUGGGUAUUUCGUGGCUGGGAGUUUGUCACCCCAGUUGAAAAUGCAAAGAGGCACUCGAUGCGUUGUUGGAUCCUUGAGGACUCCAGAGCCAAGGAAAGCAUACUUCCGUGGAUGCUCAGCUGGGAUCUCUUCCAAGACUCUAUCAAACGUGCUAGAGGAGGGAGCUUCCCGGACGACCUCGUGCUCCGCCUACCCUGGGUGGAAGACCCAUUGAAGGCCAGCACAGAAUUUGACUGGCGCAUGUCUAUGGCCGCAGCCGAGUUUUUUAUUGCAAAUGACCACCGGAUGUGGUGCAGGGAGCAGACACCAACCAUGGUGGUAUGCAGAGCCAAGGAAUUUCGCACGCUUGUUGAUCAGGGCUGGACAGCUCUCAUGCGCAAGUUGAAAGAGGGGGAAGCCGGAGAUGCCAACGAAGAGGCGGACAGAACCACGGAUUCAAAUGUGGCAGACGGACAUGCCCUCCAAGUCAAGGACGGAAAUUCAGGCACGGGCAGUGUCGCGGACGCCACGGUGGGAGAUGGUGGCGGUGAUGCAGCUACUGAGACUACCACAACAACCACGACCACCAUCAACAACCCUACGACUACGACAACUACCACGAUCGUCACCACAGUCGCCGGUUGUGGUACUACUACAAAUACCACUACUACAACAACCUCCACGAAAAGGAAGAACAAAACCCAAGCCGAGUCUCGGGAUGGGGGGAACAACAAGAGACCCAGAGGGCGCACAACACGGGCUGAACAAAACGCAGCCACCAUCGACUUGGAACAAGAGAAGUGA